AUGGACUUCAACAAUGCUCUGACGGCGCCUCCCCUCCUGGAACAGAGCACCGAGACCGCGGCGGGGACGCGUCGGUAUCGGUCCAAGUCACAGCGGCCUUGCGACCUGUGUCGCGCCCGCAAGGUCCUCUGCAACAUCCCGGACCCAGCGAAGCCCUGCCAGCUGUGCCACCGAACGAGGCGGCCAUGCACAUUUGUCGCCGUGACAAGCAAGAAGCAGAGGACCGGGUCGGCCACGGCCAACACCGCCAACGUCUACGAUGGCAUCGUUCCCGCGCCUGCGGAGAUGCGCCCGGUACCGGAGCCGCCGACGCAGCUGACAGAAAGCGAGUCGCCCGAAGAGACACUGUCCACGGCGGAUGUGCAUCCGUUUGCGAAGUUCAUCUUCGACCCCAGCUGGUCAACAACGGCAGAGGCAAGCACCGACGUCGCCGACAUUGGGCCUCCCGCCGGCGAUGAUCCGGACAGUGUGUUCAACAUUCUGCAAGACACGGAGCUUUCGCACCUGUGGCCGAUGAACAGUCCUGGAUACCCUGGGGCGGGACUGCCGACUGGACACCGCCUCAGCCCACAGAGCGUCAAUGGCUUCCCGUCACCCGGCUCGGGGGCCUCGAUGGACCAGAGACCCAACUACUCCUCUGCUUUCAUCGGGUUCUCGAACGAGUCGGAUCCUUUCAUUCUCGAGCACUUCCCAUACAACAGCGCCGACGAGGUCGAUUUCUUCAUGGUCACGUAUCGCAGGCCUUCCCGGCUGCCCGUGUCUGCCGCCCAUGCGCCUGUGCAUAUCCUUCAGAGCAAGCUGCAGUCGACAUCGCACGGACGAGGGAUUAUUGAAAGCGCCAUGGCCAUUGACAAUGAGCGAGAGAGGCUCGAGAAGCUUGUUGACGUCGAGACAGGCGUCUCUCUCGUAAAUCUGUAUCUGCGUUUCGUCUUCCAGACGCUGCCGAUACUCUCUAGAUCACUAAUCCAGAAUGACGUGCCGCGCUUUGUCAGGUCAGCCUCGCCGGGACUGCUUGCAGGCAUCUAUGCGCUGGCGCUGCCCUUCACGCCAUGGGACGAGCGCCUCUGCAUGAACAACGCCUACUCGAAGCCUAGCUCAGACGGCUUGUGGCAAGUCGCGUAUACUGCUUUACAGAAGGAGUUGCAUGCACCACACCUCUCGACCGUGCAGAUCUUUCUACUAUUGCUGAAUCACGCGUCGUUCGACCCGGUGGCUGUCGACAGUCCUUUCGCGUGGUCCUUGGCCGCAUCCAUGACCGCCGUGGCUCAGUCGCUUGGACUGCACAUGGACCCGACCGACUGGAAGCUUCCUGCGAGUGAGAUCCGGUUACGGAGGCGACUCUGGUGGGCUGUUGUCGUUGAGCACAGUUGGCGCGCCAUCACGCACGGGCAGGCCUCGAUGCUGCACGACGAUGAGUGGAGUGUGACGCCGCUCGCAGAGGACGACUUUGUGAUGGACGUUCCCUCUGAUAGCGCACAUGUUCAACCAGACCAUUUCCUACGACUAUGCAGCCUGACACAGAUCACCAAUGGCAUACGUCGCCAAUUCUUCUCCCUCCGCGCCGUCUCACAACCACAAUCGCUCGAUACGCUCAUCGAGCUGGCCAAGUGGCCUCGCCAGCAGCUUCACGAGUGGCUCGAAGGUUUACCGGAAUCCCUUCGUAUGGGAGCUCAGCAAGACGACCAUGACAACGAAUCUCCGCAGAGCCAAGGCUCCCUUCAUUUAGCAUACUUUACAGCGCAUAUUCUACUUCUCCGCGCUCUGCUUCGGCCGAUUGUCAGCAAGGACGCCGAUCCGAAAUUCACAUCAUCGACAGCCCCCAUGGUAUUGCAAGCGUCGCGGGCGCUAAUGCAGACCAUGAUCGACUUCGUUCGAGGUCUAGACGUUAAACACAGGUCAGGGUUCUGGCCGGCGUACAACCGACACUGCUUUUGCUAUCCAGGUCUGUUCUGCUACAUGCUGUGCCUGCAGCCAGUGGAACCGCACAUGGUCGCCGCCGACCGACGACUGCUGGCAAAGUGGAGGAACGUGCUGCGUACAAGAGUGCAGUCGUGGCAAUUGCUGCGAUUUGCUAUUGUCAAGGUGGAUGCUCUAUUCUGGAAGAAGCUCGACAAUUUGGUUGAGUCACCCAACGCCUGCUAA
Molecule: messenger RNA, 2142 nt
Organism: Purpureocillium lilacinum
Lineage: Eukaryota; Fungi; Ascomycota; Sordariomycetes; Hypocreales; Ophiocordycipitaceae
Biological process (GO): DNA-templated transcription
Cellular component (GO): nucleus
Molecular function (GO): zinc ion binding; DNA-binding transcription factor activity, RNA polymerase II-specific; DNA binding
Source: RefSeq, a predicted model, not a curated record